UGUGCAGUGCGGAGCCAGGAGGCGGUUGUUCCGGCUCCGUCACCGGUGAGAGAAAAAAAUACAUCAAACCAGGAGAGAGCUGGAGGCGAUCGAGUGGGAAGGGAGGCUUCGUAAAUGUAUAGCGGAUGGAACAAAUCCCGAAUAAGAUACUCGCGGUCCCGCAUUAACCGUGAAUCUGUGGGGCCGCCUUUUGGGCGACGCGCCCGGGUGCUGGUGGCCAUAUUUGUAAAGGAGGGGCGGGGUGAAUGGGCAGCAGUGCGCAUAUUCUUGAGCCAGCGGACUUAACAUUGAGAAUGUCUUUCCUCGACUGACUGGCAAUGGACGUUACAACCUCCUUGUACAUGGGUGAAGAGGGAAUGAUUCAUACGCAACAAACGCAAAGCAAAAAAGAGAUGUUGCAGAGAGUCCCUGGAUAAAGAAUAGUAGAGGAAGAUGGAUUACAGUUGGAAACUCAAGCUAAGUGUCAAUUCAAGAUGUGACAGAGGCCCUCAAUUCAUCAGAGUAUGAAUAUCGUCAAGUUUGGAACAUUUUGGUGAAAAGAUUUGUCUUCUCUACCUGUGGACAAAGACUUCAGCUCAGAAGGUUAUUCAGAAGGGAGGAUUUGCAGUUGGGAAGCUGACACCAAACAUCACACAUGGAUCUGAUGGAGUCACCCAAUUCAUCACAAUCUGACCAUCAGUUAUUGAACAUGGAAGAAAAUAUCUCUGAUCACAGCGGAGACGAACUGUACAUAUGUUCCGAUUGUGGACAAAGCUUCCCCCAAUCAUCUGGCCUGUCAGAGCACAAAUGCAAUCAGGUUGAAGAAAAGCUAUUUGACCAAGAAGAUCAUCAGCACGGUCACAUUGGAGCAAGGCCGUUUACCUGCACCGUGUGUGGGAAGGGAUUCACUCGGCCAUCCCAUCUGCAGGCUCACUGGAGGGUUCACACUGAGGAGAGACCUUUUGAAUGCCCAGACUGUGGGAAGUGCUUUAAAAGCUCUGGGGAACUGAUGCGUCAUCGGCGCGUUCACACGGAUGAGAGACCGUUCAGGUGCUCUCACUGCGGGACUGGAUUCAGACAAUCGUCUCACCUCACCAAACACCAGAGAGUUCACACCGGGGAGAAGCCAUUCAUCUGCUCCGUGUGCGGGAAGGGGUUCAGUCACUCAUUCAAUCUGCUGACCCACCAGCGAGUUCACACUGGGGAGAGACCAUUCGCCUGCUUUGAGUGUGGUGAGGAAUUCACUCAGUCUUCCAGCCUGAUAAGACACCAGCAAAUUCACAGCGGGGGGAGGCCAUUCACCUGCUCCACGUGUGGGAAGGGAUUUGCUCAGUUGUCCAGUCUGCUGAAACACCAGCAGGUUCACACUCGGGAGAAAUCCUUCACCUGCUCCAAAUGCGGGAAGGGAUUCACUUGGUUGUCCAACCUGCUGAAGCACCAGCGAGUUCACACCGGGGAUACCUCAUUCACCUGCUCCAAGUGUGGUAAGGGUUUCACUCGUUCAGCUUCCCUGCUGCUACACCAGCGAGUGCACACUGGAGAGCGAUCGUUUACCUGCUCCGUGUGUGGGAAGGGAUUCACUCGGCCGUCCCAUCUGCAGGCUCACUGGAGGGUUCACACUGAGGAGAGACCUUUUGAAUGCCCAGACUGUGGGACGUGCUUUAAAAGCUCCGGGGAACUGAUGCGCCAUCGGCGCGUUCACACCGAUGAGAGACCGUUCAGGUGCUCUCACUGCGGGAUUGGGUUCAGACAAUCGUCUCACCUCACCAAACACCAGAGAGUUCACACUGGGGAGAAACCGUUCAUCUGCUCUGUGUGCGGGAAGGGGUUCACUCGAUCGUGCAACCUGCUGAGACACCAGCGAGUUCACACUGGGGAGAGACCUUUUACCUGCUCCAAGUGUGGCAAGAGGUUCACUCAGUCAUCCAGUGUGAUGAGACACCAGCGAGUUCACCAGUGUCAGGACAACUGUAUGAUGGAGAAACCAUGUAAAUGUGGGGACUGUGGGAAGGGAUUCAAGUACCCAUCUCAACUGGAUAUUCAUCGACGCAGCCACACUGGAGAGAGGCCAUUCACCUGCACUCAGUGUGGGAAAAGAUUUGCUUACUCAUCCAGCCUCUAUUUACACCAGAGAGUACACACUCGCAAGAGGCCAUUCACCAACCUUGAAUGUCAGGAACGAUUUGAUGCUUCACCAAACCUCUCCAUUGACCAGGUUCAUUCUGACCAGAGACCUUUUAAAUGUCCUGACUGUGACAAGAGCUUUAAAAGCAAAUGGGAACUGCUUAGACACAAACGUACUCACACAGGGGUGAGACCUUAUAUCUGCUCCGUUUGUGGAAAGGGAUUCACUCAGUCAUCCUACCUUCUGACACAUCAACUUGUUCACACUGAUCAGAGACCUUUCCCGUGUUCCGACUGUGGAAAGUGUUUUAAAAGUAAAAAUGAUUUACAAGUCCAUCAACGCAUUCACACCGGGGAGAAGCCGUUCACCUGCACCCUGUGUGAGAGGAGAUUCAGACGUUUAGCCCAACUGCAGACACACCAGAGAGUUCACACUGAUAAGAGACCUUUUAAAUGUUCUGUCUGUGAGAAGAGCUUUAAAAGCAAACAGGAUCUGUUGACACACCAGCGAGUUCACACGGGGGAGAGGCCGUUUACCUGUUCUGUGUGCGGAAAGAGAUUCACCCGUUCAUCCCACCGUCUGAGACAUCAGCGGGCUCACACUGGGGAGAGGCUUUUGGAGCUUGGCUCGGAUCAUGGUGGCCUGAACUCCCACAAGGCGCAGCGCGGUGGAAAUCGCUCUGUGCGAGGCACGGGCUAUGGAUACCGACUGCGCAUGGUUAAUUUGUUGAUUGCAGGAACUGAGAGGAAAGGAAGUAAAUCCAGCAAGGGGCAGAGUCUGGAAAGUGGCAAGAGACCGUACAUCUAUUCUUUCGGUGAUCAAACAUUGUCAAACUUGGAGAACAUCCGCACCAUGGAGAAAUCUUGGAAAUGUGGGGACUGCCAGAAGGGUUUCCGGUCCCCGUCCGAGCUGGAAACCCACCGGCGUGUCCACACCGGGGAGAGGCCGUUCACCUGCUCUGUGUGCGGGAAAGGGUUCACUCAGUUCCCCAUCCUGCUGAAACACCAGCGGGUCCACACCGGGGAGAGGCCGUUCACCUGCUUCAUCUGCGGGAAGGGCUUCGCUCAGUCGUGCCACCUGCUGAGGCACCAGCGGGUCCACAGCGGGGAGAGGCCGUUCACCUGCCCCCUGUGCGGGAAAGGGUUCAGUCAUUCCAACAAUCUGCAGAGGCACCAGCACAUCCACACCGGCGAGCGGCCCUUCGCCUGCUCUGAGUGUGGCAAGCGGUUCAACAACUCGUCCAACUUGCAGAAGCACCAGCGGGUUCACACCGAGGAGAGGCCGUUCCCCUGUGCCGAGUGCGGCAAGGCGUUCGCUCAGUUAUCCGGCCUGCAGACCCACCAGCGGGUUCACACUGGGGAGAGGCCGUUCUCCUGCCCCGACUGCGGCAAGGCGUUCCGGUUCCCUUCCAACCUCCAGAAGCACCGGCGCGUUCACACGGGCGACUGGCUGUUCACUUGCUCCCUGUGCGGAAAGGGGUUCACCCAGUCUUCCAGCCUGCUGAGGCACCAGAUCAGCCACACGGCGGAGAGGUCGUGCAAAUGCUCUGACUGCGGCGGCGGUGGCGGGGACUUUCAGAGCUCCGGGGAGCUGGCGGCUCACCAGCCGAGCCAGGCCGAGGAGAGGCCUUUCGGCUGCUCUCACUGCGCCAAGAGAUUCAGGAUAUUGUCCAAACUGAGGAGGCACCAGCGGGUCCACACCGGGGAGAGGCCGUUCUCCUGCUCCGAGUGCGGCAGGGGGUUCAAGACCUCGUCCAACCUACUGAACCACCAGGUCACCCACACCAGCGAGAGACCCUUCCGGUGCCCCGAGUGCGGCAGCAGCUUCAAGAGCUCCGGGGACCUGAUGGUGCACCAGCGGAUCCACACCGAGGAGAGGCCGUUCGGCUGCUCUCACUGCGCCAAGGGCUUUAGAACAUCGUCCGACCUGAGGAGGCACCAGCGGGUCCACACCGGGGAGAGGCCGUUCGUCUGCUCCGAGUGCGGGAAGGGCUUCAGCACCUCGUCCAACCUGCUCAACCACCAGGUCACCCACACCAGCGAGAGACCCUUCCGGUGCCCCGACUGCGGCAGCGGCUUUAAGAGCUCCCGCAACCUGAUGCUGCACCAGCGCAUCCACACCGAGGAGAGGCCGUUCGGCUGCUCGCACUGCUCCAAGCGGUUCCGCAAGUCGUCCGACCUGCUCCGACACCAGCGGGUCCACACCGGGGAGAGGCCGUUCGCCUGUUCCGAGUGCGGGAAGGGAUUCAGUCAGUCGUCCAGCCUGCAGACGCACCGGCGGGUUCACAAGAGGUUACUGGGGUUGGAUUGUGCUGUUAUCGCUGAUGUUGAUCACCUCCAGGACUGAAUCCUGUGGGAUCCCUAACAGAGUGGAAACAGGCCCUUUGACCCAACCCUCAGAGCAUCCCAUCUUCCCACCUCCCCCCGCCCCCCCGCAACGCACCUAAUCUACACAUCCCUGAACACUAAGGGCAAUUUAGCAUGGCCAAUCCACCCUAACCUGCACAUCUUUGGACUAUGGGAGGAAACCGGAGCACCCGGAGGAAACCCACGCGCAGACAGGGGGAAUGUGCAAAGUCCACACAGACAGUCGUCCGAGGGUGGAAUCGAACCCGGGUUCCUUGGCGCUGUGCUAGCCACCGUGCCACACCACUGUGUUCACUCUGGCAGACUGUAACCUUAGCGCUCUCCAUAACGUUAGCAUCCACGGAGAGAGCAAGCUGCCUGACUCGCUGUGAUUUCCAGCAUUUUUAUUUUGGUUUGUUUUCAGUCUCUCAUCUAAGAGUCAGGAGCUGAAGGACUUGAGAUUCUUUCCAGAAACUCGGGCCUCCGUAAUCCAGGACUGACGUAGCUUGGUGCCAGUACUGAGAGAGCACAACCCUGUCAAGAGGGGCCACAUUUCAAUUCGAACAUUACUGGACUGAUACCUGCGAUGGGGUGGGCUGAGGGAUUAGGUUCCCUUAUGAAGGAAGGCUAGGCCUGUAUCACUAGAGUGUAAAAGAAAUAGGGUCUUUUUGAAACUUAUCAGUUCCUGAGGGGACGGAUGGUGUCGGUACAGAAGGUGUUUUUUUUUUCUCUUGUCAGAGAAAUCUCCAUUCCGUCUGUGAAAACGACCCCGAGCUUCCAGUUGCCUGCCACUUCGACAAGCCACUGUGUUUCUUGGCCAGCAAUUUUGGUCUCGGGCCUGCUGCAGUGUUCCAGCAAGCCUCAGCACAAGCUCAAAGAAUUGCGUCUUAUUUCCCACUUCCUGCAGCCUCUGGGACUCAACGUCGAGUUUCAAUAACUUUACAGCCCGAUUACCUUCUUCCGUGUUUCUUUAUUAACCUCCCUUUCCUAUGUCUCUCACUGGGCUCCAUCUCCAUCUAUCUGUUCAUGCCCCCCUCCCUUCCCAGCUACUAAGAAUUAGCUGGUAGCAUUUUUGUCUCGUAGAUUCCCACAGGCUGUCUCUUACAGUGACCAUAAACUCUGGUUUGAGAUGUGUAUAUUUUUAUGAAUUCAUCUUAAUAACUAAUCAAAGAAAAUACAGCCUUUAUUCAUCAACGGUUAUUCAGAAGUGGGCUGAGCGUGAAUCAUUGAUAACUUAGCUGGUUAAAUGUGUCAAGUUAAGUGUGUGUCUGUAGCAGCCCGAAAUGUCUUCUUUCAGGGAAAAUAAUGCUCUUUUCUUACAUCCGGCUAGCAAAAUAUGUUUGGAGAAGAUCUCUGAAAAAUAUCAGAUUCUCUAAAUCUUGAAACCUCUGAAAUUUAAAAGCUAAAACUUACUGGCAUUAUGUUCAUGUGUUUAUCCCAAGGGCCCUGUCUGCCCCCUCAGGAUGCAAACAAUUGAAGGGCUACAAUUAGAAGGAGAGAGGGGAGGGAGAGGAGUUAGCCCCGGUGUCCUGGGGCCUGAUAUUUAAAGCCUCAAUCAAUGUCAGUGAAAACAAGUGGUCUGGUCAUCAUCAGAUCGUCAUCUGCAUGAUCUCACUGCACAAGAAUGGACUUCCACUUCUCCUACUGUUUCUACAAUUCAAAAAGUGCUGUAUGACUCCAUGACACUGAGAUGCAUCGAUACAGCCUGAGAUGGAGGAAGGUGCUACAUAAAUGCAAAUUUCUUUUGCGAUCAAUGCAUCUUUCAGCCGAAGCGCGUACCAGCUGACUGUGGGACAAGAACUCCCAGUAUGAGCCAAGGCCGCUUCCCUGCAGAGGCCACUCAAUAAAUUGCGGGAACUGACUGUUUACAGAGGGGCCUUGACUUGUUGGCUCGAGCAUCCAGCCCUUUCUCCUCCUGGCUAAUGCAGGCUGAGAAUAGACAGUGGAGCUGGUCAAUGGACUGAAAGCUAUCUUUUCCACCAAUCAAGAUGGGAGAGUUAAUGUUUUCGCCCAAGUUGUUCUGUAUUUUGUCAAACUCUUGUCAUUAAGAUUGCAACAUUGAGUAUACUUCAGAAACACAACGUUGCUUCAAAGUUUGACUUUGUCUAAGGUGUUGAAAGGUUCUAUUUAAGUAUCUUUUUCCCCGUCUUGUCAAUCUAAGUUAACAGUCAUAUAGAGUGUUCCAAAUAGACUGUUCCUUUGUGUCCACCCAAACGUGUCACUCUCAAAGACUGUCUGUUUCAUUCUUUUUCUCAACGAUAGCCUAAACUAGUUCCCCAAUGUCACAGAGUCAUACAGCAUGGAAACAGGCCCUUCGGCCCGACUUGCCCAUGCUGAUCAGGUUUUCUCAACUGAACUAGUUCCACUUGGCUGUGUUUGGCCCAUAUCCCUCUAAACCUUUCCUAUUCAUGUACCUGUCCAAAUGUCUUUUAAAUGUUGUAAUUGUGCCCACCUCUACCACUUCCUCUGGCAAUUCGUUCAAUUUACAUGCCAUCCUCUGUGUGGAAAAGUUACCCUUUAAAAUCUUUUCACUUUUGCCUUAAGCCUAUGCCAUCUAGUUUUGGACUCUCCUACCCUGGGGAAAAGACCUUGGCUAUUCACCUUAUCUAUACCCCUCAUGAUUUUACAAACCUCUAUAAGGUCACCCCUCAGCCUCCUAUGUUCCAGGGCAUAAAGUCCCAGCCUGUCCAACCUCCUCUGAAAACUAAAACCUUCCAGUCUGGCUAACAUCCUUGUCAAUCUUCUUUGCACCCGUUCCAGUUUAAUACCAUCCUUUCUAUAGCAGGGUGACUAGAAUGGGACACAGUACUGCAAUACCCUAUAUGGCUGUAACAUGAUGUCCCAACUACUGUAUUCAGUGGUAUGACCAAUGAAGGAAAGCAUGCCAAGUACCUUCUUCCCCACCCUGUGGCAUAACUUUCAAGGAACUAUGUGCCUGCACUCUGUGGUCUCUGUUCGAUAACAAUCCCCAGGCCCUAUCAUUCCCAUCUCUAACCAAUAGCUGUUUAUAUUUUUAUUGACCGUUCUCGGUUUUCCUGUACAGUAAAACACUGCCUAACCCCUGCAUUCAACCCACACUGCUGCUUAUUCCUCCAAAGCUAUUUUCUAACAUGUUAUGAAGGUGAACUAACUGGAGGUACAGAAGCCGUGGGAUUUAAAAACUCACCGCGGUAUAUUCAGUUAUAAUGAAAGCAUCUCGACACCGUUGCCGUUUCCGCCGUUUCCACAGUUUCCAACUCCAAAGUCUGUGAAUGGUGAAAGAUACACAAAAGCAAAACACAAGAUUCAUAUUUUAUGUAACUGACAAAUCCUCAGCCACGUGUUUAAAGUCAUGAAUAAAGUCAGAUGGGUAAGAAUUUCCAUGAAGUUAAUGUUAAAUUCAUUUCCUUAACCACUCGACCAUGACUACAGUUCCAUUGCUGUUGGUCAUGUAAAAUCACAGUAUCAGAGAACAGGAGACACGAGGGCAUUGUGCUUACAUGUGCACAGUAUGGAAAACAAUGUAAAUGUGCUUUAGUGUCCAUUGAAAUUGGCAGGUACAAUGUUGUAGGCAUUGUAGAGCUGUGGCUGCAAAGAGAUCAAAGACGUUAACUGAAUAUCCAAAGGAUGCAUGUCCUAUCAAAAGGACAGGCAAAAGGAGCGGGGUUGCCUUGUUUGUAAGAAGUGAAAUUAAAUCGAUAGCAAGAAGCAUUAUAAGGUUGAAAGGCAUAGAAUCUAUAUAGGUAGAAUUUAAAAGAAAACUGCAAAAGGGAAAAGACCAUGCUGGGAGUUAUGUACAGGCCCCCUAGCAGUAACAAGGAUGUGGGGCAGAAAAUAAAUCAGGUGUUAGAAAAGGCAUAUAAGAAAGACAGUAUUAUAUUAUUCAUGGGGGAUUUCAAAAUGCAGGUGGACUAGGAAAAUCAGGUUGGUAACAGAUCCCAAGAAAAUAAAUUUGUGGAAUGUCUACGAGAUGUUUUUUUUUGAAAGAACUCAUGAGCAAACAGGGAAUUCUGGAUUUGGAGUGUGAAAUGAGGCAGACUUGACUAGGGAUCCCUUAGGGGACAGUGACCAUAAUAUGCUCUGCAGUGAGAGAAGGAGAAACUGGAAUUUGAUGUAAUGGUAUUACAAUUGAGUAAAGGUAACUACAAGGACCAUGAGAGGGGAGCUGGCCAGAGUUGGUUGGAAGGGGUGCCUAGCAGAGAAGGUAAAGGAACAGCAAUGGCACAAGAUUCUGGGGGUAUUUCAGGAUGCACAGCAGAAAUGAAACCCAAUGAGGAAUAAGCAUUCUAAGGGGAGGACAAGGCAGCCAUGGCUGAUAUGGGAAGUCAGGGACAACAUAAAAGCAAAAGAAAACACAUACAAUGUGGCAAAGAUUAAUGGGAAGCCUUUAAAAGCCAGCAGAGGACAACUUAAAAAAACAGGAACUGAGUUGGAGUGAGUGGGAGGGGAGAUCAUGAAAUAAGAGGGGAAGCUAGCCAGUACUGCAAACUUUGUUUUUACUGUAUUAUUCACAAUCUCUGCAAUAUCCAAGUAGUCAGUUGAGUGAAAG
Messenger RNA from Rhincodon typus (whale shark), 8977 nucleotides. RefSeq names its product zinc finger protein 721-like. Gene Ontology annotation, biological process: regulation of transcription by RNA polymerase II. The record is from RefSeq and is a predicted model, not a curated record. NCBI's taxonomy places the organism in Eukaryota, Metazoa, Chordata, Chondrichthyes, Orectolobiformes, Rhincodontidae. The transcript has 7 exons. The coding region runs from base 635 to 4450 and encodes 1271 amino acids. Gene Ontology annotation, molecular function: DNA-binding transcription factor activity; RNA polymerase II cis-regulatory region sequence-specific DNA binding.